AUGGCCGAAAGUAGGUUAGCAUGUCUUAAACGCAAGCUUAGUAAAGAUGAAAACCUAAAGAAGAUAUACAUUGAAACUGUUGGAUCCUAUAUCUCCAAACGUCACGCAGAGCCUGUUGCAGACAAGGAAGGCAAAAGAAGAGAUGAAAUAGACACAUGUAAGCAGUGGACAUCGAGUAUUUCGAACUUAGAAGAUGUCAAAGUCCCACGUUGGAUGAAGUUAGAAGAUGCUGUAUGUAUCCAACUACAUGUGUUCUGUGUUGCCUCAGAGAAGGGUUACGCUGCAUGUGCGUAUUUUAGGACUACAUCCAGAAACCAAAAUGUUGAGUUAAACUUUGCUAUUGGAAAGGCAAAGGUCAGCCCCUUGAAGAAUGUCUCGAUUCCGCGAUUAGACUUGUUAGGCGCUAUGCUAGCUGUGCAGUUGGACGGGAUUGUGAGAAAAUCACUUGCACCAAGAUUCAAACUGGCUAAAACAACUUUUUUGACCGACUCUAUGAUUGUACUAGGGUAUAUUACCAAUGAAACUAAACGGUUCAAAACAUUUGUGGCGAACAGUGACCAGAAUCAGAGAGUCAUCACAACCUUGUCAAUGGCGACAUGUCAGAGGCUCAAGAGGAACACUUCAGAUAAGCAAAUAGAUUUCAGGACCUGA
Anneissia japonica is the source of this 651-nucleotide messenger RNA. RefSeq lists its product as uncharacterized. NCBI's taxonomy places the organism in Eukaryota, Metazoa, Echinodermata, Crinoidea, Comatulida, Comatulidae. The transcript is spliced from 2 exons. The coding region runs from base 1 to 651 and encodes 216 amino acids. The record is from RefSeq and is a predicted model, not a curated record.